This is a messenger RNA of Myxocyprinus asiaticus (Chinese sucker), 5207 nucleotides long. Its product is annotated as ephrin type-A receptor 6-like. NCBI's taxonomy places the organism in Eukaryota, Metazoa, Chordata, Actinopteri, Cypriniformes, Catostomidae. The coding region runs from base 499 to 3567 and encodes 1022 amino acids. The transcript has 18 exons. Gene Ontology annotation, biological process: cell surface receptor protein tyrosine kinase signaling pathway; protein phosphorylation; axon guidance. Gene Ontology annotation, cellular component: plasma membrane; neuron projection. The record is from RefSeq and is a predicted model, not a curated record. Gene Ontology annotation, molecular function: ATP binding; transmembrane-ephrin receptor activity; protein binding.
CUUUUCACCUCAAGAACGCGUUUUGCGCUUCAGAGACUGAAAGAGUCGUGGAAGCUCUUGUGCCAGAUCUGUCUGCGUGCGCGAGGCUGAAUUGUCAUGUUUAAGGCGCGUAAUACUCGCCAGGCUCGUGCCGGCAGCACAUAGCAGUGUCACGAAGCUAGGGGGGAGAGCCCGUUAAUGGAUAUUGACGACUGGAGAACACUCUUAUUCCAGUUCAUUAUAUGAGGUGCUGACAACCAGAGAGCGUAAGCGGUAACUUAUCUAACAGUCUUUACCCUCUUUUAUGGGGUAAAUUCAGUAUGUUUUUCAAGAGUUGUUCGUAAUGGGCUGGCAUUUCUAUCGCUCUGCAUCCGCGUUUUCGCGGUGCGGGGAACGAGGCGGUUAAUGGCGCAAAAAUCGUUUAUAGUAGUUAAAAGGAAUUUAAUUACUUGAUAUUUUGAGGAGGAUUCUUCGCUUUAGUCACUAACACCGACUUGCUUGCACAACUGGAUUCUAAAAAUGACUUUUGAAAGAUUUUUCUUCGUGUUUACUUUACCGGGAUUGAUGUUUUCGGACCCCGGCCAUCCAAACCAAGUGGUUCUCUUGGACACUACAGCUGUGCUGGGAGAACUAAGCUGGAAGACCUACCCAGUAAAUGGGUGGGAUGCCAUCACAGAGAUGGAUGAGCAUAACCGGCCCAUCCACACUUUCCAGGUGUGCCACGUAAUGGAACCCAACCAGAACAACUGGCUCCGUACCAACUGGAUAUCCCGUCAGGCUGCACAGAAGAUCUACGUGGAGCUUCGCUUCACCCUGCGGGACUGCAACAGUAUCCCCUGGGUCUCUGGCACCUGUAAGGAGACUUUUAACCUCCUCUACUUUGAGACAGAUGAGCCGCAUGGUGCCACAGCUCAUUUUCAUCCCAACGACUAUGCCAAAAUUGAUACCAUUGCCGCCGAUGAAAGUUUCACACAGACAGACUUGGGUGAUCGUGUUCUAAGGCUCAAUACCGAGGUGCGGGAAGUGGGACCAAUAGCUCGAAAGGGUUUCUACUUGGCCUUCCAGGAUGUGGGUGCAUGUAUAGCCCUUGUGUCCGUGAGAGUUUAUUACAAAAAGUGCCCAUCCACCCUGAGAAAUCUAGCCGCCUUCCCGGACACUGUACCACGGGUGGACACCUCGUCUUUGGUGGAGGUCAGGGGGGCAUGUGUUGAGAACGCUGAGGAACGGGACACACCCAAGCUGUACUGUGGAGCUGAUGGUGAUUGGCUGGUGCCACUGGGGCGUUGUGUCUGCAGCAUAGGCUAUGAAGAGAGUGAUGGCCUAUGUCUUGCCUGCAGAUCCGGGUUCUAUAAAGCCUUUGCAGGAAACAUCAAAUGUUCAAAGUGUCCACCUCACAGUUCCAGCCACACUGAGGGUUCGGCACUGUGUCACUGCGAGAAAGGCUACUACAGAGCCAGCAAGGAUCCUACUACCAUGGCUUGCACACGACCGCCCUCCCCUCCUAGAAACUUGGUCUUUAACAUCAAUGAGACCGCCCUAUUUCUGGAGUGGACUCCGCCCAGUGACACAGGUGGUCGGAAGGAUAUAACCUAUAAUGUCUUAUGUCUCCAAUGCGGAGCUGACGGGCAGCCCUGCGAACCAUGCAACAGUAACAUGCGCUUCAUACCAAGACCUUUGGGCCUCACUAGCACCUCUGUGGUGGUCCAGGACUUUGUGGCACAUGCCAACUACACAUUUCAGAUCGAGGCUCUGAAUGGUGUGUCAGGGAUGGGCAGAUCCAUUAGACAGCGGGCCAAUAUCACCGUCAGCACCGAGCAGGCUGGUCCGUCUCUAGUAGGUGUGGUGAGAAAAGACUGGGCAUCUCAAACUAGUAUCGCCCUCUCUUGGCAGGAAACCGAACAACCACAUGCUGCUAUCAUGGAUUAUGAGAUCAAAUAUUAUGAAAAGGAACAGGAACAGUUAAGUUACUCCUCUACACGCACUAAGUCUCCAAGUGUGAUAGUCACAGGACUAAAGCCCUCCACGGUUUACGUGUUCAACGUGCGUGCCCGCACCCUCGCUGGCUACAGCAGUUACAGUCCAAAGUUUGAGUUUGCUACAGGAGAUGAGAACUCUGAGGAAGCAGCUGAUCAGGGCCAGGUGUUGGUGAUUGUUACAGCCACAGUGGGGGGCUUCUCUCUUCUCAUCAUUCUCACCCUCUUCCUUCUCAUCACUGGCAGGUGUCAGUGGUACAUCAAAUCUAAGAUAAAGUCAGAAGACAAAAAAAGAACACAUUAUCAAAACGGACAUGUGCCAUUCCCAGGAAUAAAAACUUACAUUGACCCGGAUACUUACGAGGACCCCUCACAGGCCGUUCAUGAGUUUGCCAAGGAAAUCGAUCCUUCUCGUAUUCGAAUCGAAAGGGUCAUUGGAGCAGGUGAGUUUGGGGAGGUUUGCAGUGGGCGUCUCCGUAUACAAGGAAAAAAAGAAAUUCCUGUGGCCAUAAAGACUCUGAAGGGAGGAUACACAGAGCGUCAGAGACGGGACUUCCUGCGAGAGGCGAGCAUCAUGGGACAGUUUGAUAACCCUAACAUCAUCAGGCUGGAGGGGGUGGUCACUAAAAGUCGGCCUGUGAUGAUAGUGGUGGAAUACAUGGAGAACGGCUCUUUGGACUCUUUUCUGAGGAAGCAUGAUGGGCACUUCACUGUGAUCCAGCUGGUUGGUAUGCUGCGUGGUAUUGCCUCAGGUAUGAUGUACCUGUCCGACAUCGGCUAUGUCCAUCGGGACCUAGCAGCCCGGAAUAUUUUGGUGGAUGACAACCUGGUGUGUAAGGUGUCGGACUUCGGUUUGUCCAGGGUGCUGGAGGACGACCCAGAGGCAGCUUACACCACCACCGGUGGUAAGAUUCCUAUCCGCUGGACAGCUCCAGAGGCAAUUGCAUAUAGGAAGUUCUCCUCAGCCAGUGAUGGUUGGAGCUACGGCAUUGUCAUGUGGGAGGUGAUGUCAUAUGGGGAGCGGCCCUACUGGGAGAUGUCUAAUCAAGAUGUAAUCCUGUCAAUAGAGGAGGGCUAUAGGCUGCCAGCACCCAUGGGCUGCCCCGUGGCUCUGCACCAGCUCAUGCUACUCUGCUGGCAGAAGGAACGCAGUCGGCGACCACAUUUUAAUGACGUGGUCAGCUUUCUAGACAAGCUGAUACGCAAUCCCAGCAGCCUGCUCACACUGGUAGAGGAUGUAAAUAGCUUCCCAGAAUCCCCUGAGGAUAUGCCAGAUUACCCUCUCUUCAUAUCCAUUGGUGAUUGGCUGGAUUCCAUUCAAAUGAGCCAAUACAAGAACAACUUCAUAGCAGCAGGGUACACCACUCUGGAUUCCAUCUCCACUAUGAGUAUUGAUGAUGUGAGAAGAAUCGGAGUGUCUCUGAUUGGCCACCAGAGAAGGAUAGUGAGCAGCAUACAGGCACUACGUUUGCAGUUUCUCCAUGCUCAGCACAGUGGCUUCCAUACUCAGUUUCUGUCAGAAUCCCAUGAAGACUUCCAGCUGAAACACAUACACAAGAAAGCAACCUCAAAGACCUUGAAGAAAGAUGCUAAAUGUCAUUGUUUGUCUUCUUGAUGAACUGUGUGUAACAGGAAAAUUGGAUGAUUUACCCGGAGGAACCACAGUGAACUAUGGAACAAUGGCACCACUCCAUUGUUAUGAAGAUGUCAUCUGUCAAUCAUCCUGCAACUUCUGUGAUUGACUGGACUCGAAAUCUGAGAACUUUUAAUAGUAUAUUUGCUAUUUUAAUGUAUUGAAUUGAUUGUGUCUUAAGAAAUUUUUCUGGUUUAUUCAUCGAGCUUCUUCCUGAGCCUCUAUAACGAGAGACUAUGGAUCUGUUGAAUGUCUUCAGCUUUUAAUGGCUAUUAUACAUUGUUUAUCACAUCUGAUAUUUAUCCUGAUAUUUAUAUGUAUGUGUGUUAGUUUGUUUCAUUUUGAUUGUAUAUGGUUUUGCUUGUUUUUCUAAGCAAUAUGUGCAGUCUUUAGAAAACCAAGAAAAGAGUCAAGGUAGGGAGUACCACAACAACAAAAUACAACAAAACCACAGACUUCCUCAGGCUGUCAGCUAGGUGGUAAAAGUCUGACCUUUCAGAAGACUGUAAGCCAUUUUCUUAUUCCUGUGCACCACAGUCAAAUUGAACAAACUUAUAAAAAUCCACUCAGACCAAGAUUUGAGAACUGCACACAUUUGUUCAGUCUGCUAUGGUGUACAGUAUCAUAGACACCUCUGAUAUUUUAUCAGAUUGCCUUGUGACUAUGAAACUACUGUAGUGAGGAAUUGUUGAGGUAACAGUUUGCUGUAAAAUGUACUCAUAUAGAAAAUAUGAAAACAUUGCAAUCUGAAUGUUGGCAAGUAUUUAUUCCAACACAGCAGGGCCUUAAUACACACAUGAUUUCUGUAGCUGGUCAUACACAUUAGCAGUCCCUUUGGCUUCCACACAGACGUACAAAUGCACACUACUCUAUCACAUGCUCAUUAGCUGAGAAUCUGCCCCAUCCACCAAUUGGCUCUUUGUAUCUGAACACGUUCACAUGGACAUCGAGACCACAUUACAAACUUCAAGUUGCAAAGUGCAAAUGUCAUAAGUGAAAGAGAACAGAGUGCUUACUUCAAGCAGGGCAAAGGAAAACUCUGGUUAAUCAGGUCAUAAUGUAUUGUUCAUAGUAAUCUAAUUGUACAUUAUUUUUUAUAAUUUAUAAAGAGUAAAGAGAGAUAAAGGUGAUAUAGACUGAGUGUUUGUAAAAAUAAAAGAUAAUAGAUACAUUUGUGUUUUAAUGAGCCUAUUACAAACAAAAACACAGAUUUAUUUUUAUAUGGACUACAGUGUGGUUUUAUGUUAUAAAAUAUUUGGGUACAGACUAAAGGCCCCCCUUUUGUCCUUUUUAAUUUCCUCCACAAUAUAUUAAAUAGCAAUAAAAACCUCCACAGCAAUUUCCGAAACACGUUUGUUACUAUGCACAGCAAAAAAUCUUCCUGUGGCCUGUACCAUGAAGACGGUUUCGGUGGCUAACCAGGUAAGUUUUAGUUUAGUUUGCCUCAACCCCAGGUUUUAGGCACCAUGAAAGUUGGCCAGCUUUUAGCGGUGUUCAUCGCCAAAGCAAUUUACGCAAUAUGGCUAACCUGCUCCGGUUUCGUUCUGGAUUACAGAUGGCUGUAAUAGAUGCUGAAUGAAUCAGCUGUGAGUAAAAUGACAUCUCUGAUGCAAUCAAGUCAC